Messenger RNA from Humulus lupulus (European hop), 1002 nucleotides. RefSeq lists its product as uncharacterized. The transcript is spliced from 6 exons. Lineage: Eukaryota; Viridiplantae; Streptophyta; Magnoliopsida; Rosales; Cannabaceae. The record is from RefSeq and is a predicted model, not a curated record. Bases 34 to 1002 code for a protein of 322 amino acids.
UUUAACAUUCCAGAAAAUUGGAAACCAGAAUUAAUGAAAAGUGCGGGAAGAAUGAUGAGAGAUUUUAAGACCAACAUCACUAGUGACUACAUCUACCCUUUGGCAGAAGACGGUCUGAUAGAUGAACUCCAAAUCCUUCCUAAGAAAUAUCCAGAACUUGACCUAGAAGAUUGGAGGACAUUUGUUAGCCACCGUUUAUCUCCUGAGUUUAUGGCUUUGCGGGAAGCACAACGUGAAAGAUCUCUCAAAUAUACUUCGAGGCAUCGUACAUCUCGUAGAGGGCUUGCCAAUGUUAGAGAGGACCUGAAAACUGAACUAGGUGUGGCAGAUGUAGAACGGUACCAAGUAUGGAUAAGAGCACGAGAAAAGAGGAAGGUUCUUGUUACAGAUUUGGACAAACAAAUUGAAGCAAGAAUUAAUGAGCUGAAAGAAAAAGUUAGUAGUGGAGAAAUCAUUGCAAAGGGUCGGAAUGACAUAUUAACGCAAGCUUUAGGGACACCUGAGCACCCAGGGCGUGUUAGAGCACUUGGGUCGUUUGCGAAGAUUUCGUCCGUCUUUGGAAGAAAACCAAAAAUAGCAACAGAAAUGGCUGAUGUUGUUAGUAAGAAAGAUGCAGAAAUUGCGAGGCUCAAAGCAGAACUUAAAGCUUUAGAGGAGGAAAAAGCUAAACAAGCAGGUGGGUUAGAUGAUAUGGAUGAACACGACAAUGAUGACGAGCAGAGCGACGAAGAAUACCACACACCGCACAUGCAGGAUGACACACCGUACAUGCAGGAUGUGUUACUUUGUUCGGAUAAUAUUCAUAAUGUGGUGGCAGAGGGUGUUAUCAUUGAUGGGGUGGGUCCACUGACUAUUCAUGGUGUUCAACUGACAGACGAAUAUGCGAGGGUGCGAGUCACCAAAAUGUUACAAGAGGAUGCUGAAAUCCCAUGGUCCUCUAAGAAAGAAACCUCCUAUGUCAAAAAGUUCAUCCAAGGAUAUGUCAAAACCUCCUAUGACUAG